Oncorhynchus mykiss (rainbow trout) is the source of this 2213-nucleotide messenger RNA. The record is from RefSeq and is a predicted model, not a curated record. Lineage: Eukaryota; Metazoa; Chordata; Actinopteri; Salmoniformes; Salmonidae.
UACAAAUAUUCUGGGUAGCCAUUUGAUUAGCUGUUCAGGAGUCUUAUGGCUUGGGGGUAGAAGCUGUUUAGAAGCCAUCACCAUGGAAACAGUGUGUUGCGAGCCAAUGGGGGAAGUGGGAGUCCCAGACCAGAGUGGGAAAGUUGUUCGGAGGGAAUAUUUUGGUACCAUCAGCAGUUUUCCUUACUGGCUGCUACCACGGCACAUUUGUGGAAACUUGUCACCUCCUCAGCCUGGUGUCCAUGUCGUGGUGACAGUUCACCAACAUACAGCACCUCUACUUUGUGUCAGAGGUUAACCACAUGUGGACCCUGCAGACGGAGGCUAUUCUGGCUUCAAUUGGUGUCCAGUCCACUGAUUGUAUCCGGAGACGCACGCUGAGAUGCGCGAGGCCACUGUGCCUCCUUCAGCUCUCACACCAUCCUGGACUGCUUCUCACCUGAUCCUCACCCAGGAGACAGUGGAUGGGGCCGAUGUGAAGAACAGCUACUGGUUGGAGACGGAGGGUUUAGAGAGAUGCCUGCAACAUAUUGAGGCCCAUGGAUGCGUAGUCGAAACUCUGACCACCGACAGGCAUGCAAGUGUGAGGGUGUUCUUGAGGGACUCCAAUCCUCAUAUCUGGCAUGAGUACUACCUGUGGCACAAUGCCAAAGGUGUGAGGAAACAGCUGUUGGCCAUCGCGAAGCCAGAGGUACUGCCAUGGGUGAGGGCAAUCACACACCACGUGGGAUACUGUGCCACCACUGCUGGUGGAAGAGUCCGGCUGGCGAAGGAAAAAGGGAUCACUGCAGUUCACCACAUCACAAAUGAGCACCCGCAACAGACCUCUCCGACCUACCCACCCGAAGAGGAAGAAACACGACCCUGGCUGAUCACAGCAUCAACAGCUUUUGAGAAAGUGAACAUGAGUGUUCAUGCCCUGUACACUAAAUAAGUGCCCAAGAGGAACAAGUUCGACCAGCAAGGGGAUGGUUGUAAGACUCCAAGGGGCUGCCUUGGACCACAAUCAUUCAGGGAAAAGACAUCAGGCUACAACAAAGGAGGGAGUGCUCAGAUUCAAUCAAUAAUUCUCCAAGGCUGCAAAGGCAUUCGUGGUAAAAUCCAUCAAGGAGGAAAAGAUGUGAGCUGUUUUUAAAUACCCAUACUAACAUACUGUAUACCACAUACUUAAUGAGUAUAUACUAUAUUUAAUUAACCUUUGUUUAACUAGGAAAAAUGUAACUACAUACUAUAAACAUUUCCUUUAUUUUAGUAUACUAUAAACGAACGGUGUCAUUUCAGUUGAGCGUACUAGCGCUUUGCCUGUCUACCGGAAGUUAAUGCUGUUGCUAUGCAACCUCUUGCUAGCUUGUUAGCAUACCAAAUGACUAGCUAGACAUUUAACAAUUUUGAGUGUGUAAAUACAAUCUGGAGUUGUUUCAUGAUUAACCACUCAUGGUGUGAUUGUGGUAAUGUACAGAAACUCACCCGACCUAGAAUACCGCACAAUCAAAUGCAGACAGUAUUAUCUCCCAAGAAAAUGCUAUUCUUGUCACAUCAGCCUUUGCUUUGGCUCCACCUCCUAUACAGCUCAGGCGUUCGGCAUCGCCGUCCUUCUAGCUGUUGCCGAACCUACUGCUGGCAAACGCCCUUCACUCUUCACUACACACACCUAGUUCCAAUCCCCACUGUAUAUAUAUAUACUCCCUCUGCCAUUUGUAUUUAUCGGUCAUUGCAAAUGUUACUUGUUUUUCUGAGGAAUUUCUCCUAUUUCCUGAGUACUUUAUAUUUUGCACUUUGGGUUCGCCCUGGGCCUUUUUGUUUAUGAAGACAUGUUUUCAUCACAACUGCGUUUGGGUUUUGUCCCGCUUUGAUCUAUGGUGCUUAAAUAAACUUGGUAGUUAUAAACCUGCGACUGCCUACUCCUCUCUACACCAGUGUUAUAGUCACAGCCGUGUAUAUUCCCCCUCAAGCCGAUACCACGGCGGCCCUCAUGGAACUACACUGGACUUUAUGCAAACUGGAAACCACAUAUCCCGAGGCAGCAUUUAUUAUAGCUGGGGAUUUAAAAAAAGCAAAUUUGAGGAAAACACUACCGAAGUUCUACCUACACAUAGACUGUAGUACUCGCGCUGGGAAACCACUCGACCACUGCUAUUCUCUUUUACGGGAUGCCUAUAAGGCCCUACCCCGGCCUCCCUUUGGCAAAUCAGAUCACGACUCUAUUUUGCUCC